GGCGUAGUUUCCCGAUCUUUUACCGGUGUGUCUCUACUUUUCUAGUGUCCGAAGUCUCACCCCACGGGUCUGACCAGGCCAACAUGGAGAUUAUAUGGCUUCAGCGACCCCGCCCGGAUGUACCAUGGGGCUUCAGGAUCGCGGGGGGCCGGGAAUUUGGACAACCCCUUUCGGUGCAGAAGGUAAAUCCCGGAAGUGUGUCCUGUCACAGUUUGAGUAUUGGUGACGUCAUUCUCAAGAUUAACAACCGUGAUGUUACGAAUGUAACCCAUUCAGAGGGACAGACCAUACUUCUGAACGCCGGCAACCUUCUGCAACUAACUAUAAAAAAGUGUAGAACUGUGGCUGCCAGCGCGCCGGUAAGUCCUACACACAUGUCUAAAACAGCAGUGAGUUUUACAGCCCCUACUAGUCCCACCUCCUUCCGAAGUUUCUCACCUGCCUCUGAAGGUUUUUCAAAUUACCGAAAUUUCCUCACGGACGACGAAUCCUUUGACAACGCUAGGUACUUUACCUCUCUUCCCAGGCAUGCAAGUAUUUCAGGUGUCAGUGGUCAUGGAAUGCAAAGCACACCAAGGGACCAUCAGUACGAUCCCCAUCAGUAUGGGCGCAAAAACAGCGCUCCGUACGGUGUAGGGAGCUAUACUAUGCCAAAGCCCACACCAUACCGACCAAGUGGAGGUAACAUACCCACAUCACACAAUAGGAGUGGAAGUGACAGUAGCGGGUAUCAGACAUCGUCAUACGGACCGAGUCCCAACACGUUUGAUUCCCCCCUGUCUUCUGGCACCCAGCCAGGCAACUCAUCAUCGUCUUCAUACAAACCAUCUCCGGCAUCUUUUAGUUACGGGCCAGGGCCGGGGAUAGCACCUCCAUCGUAUGAAAGUAGCAUUGAAGACAGAAGGGGAGUUUCGUCAAGUUCGCCUGCCUACCAACGACAGCAUUCAUCAGGGUCAUCCAACAAGGAAAGUGCUUAUAAUCAAAACGGGAACAUGUACUCCCCUCCAUAUGAAUCAUCAGCAAGGUAUACGCAAAGUGAUGAUACUCCCACUCCUCCAAAUAGGUCAUACGGCAAUUCUACUUCCUAUUCACCUUUUCAAAGACAACCAUCAAGAGAAGCUGCCAGACAUAAUACUUACGAGCAAUCAGCCGGGCAGGAUUACCCCUCUUACAAACAACAACCGGCGGAGGUAGCACAAAGUGCUGGUUACCAUAGGCAACAAUCAUCAGAAUAUCAAAGACAACCAUCUUACAGUUCAACGCCACAGAGCCCGCUCUUGGAUAGAUGUUCCACUGGACCCCCUCGGAGGCAGGUAUCCCAGAGUGCUGGAAUAUCUAUUGAUAAUUCGACUCCGAGAGGUUUCCAGAGACAGGGGUCAUUUGGUAGUGACCGAGAAGCUGUCAGCUCACCAGUGCCAGUUCAGAGACAAACAUCAUCAGGGUCGUUUCCAAAAUCGCCAGUAUUCUCCGCCACAUUGUCAUCUACUUCACCGCCAACAAACAACCAUGUGACAAAUGAACAAACCGGAACUUCCGGUUCGACAUCUUAUGGAGAGCCUACGUCACCAUCUUCAGUGAAAUCAAGUGGCACGGGCAUCAACAGCAUUGAGGAUAUUUUGUCACCUUUUGAGAAAUUCCCAAAUUACUAUAACGAUUUUAUUAACAGCACUAAACCUGUUACAAAGCAUAAUGUAGAUAGAGGAGUGUCGGCAGAUAUUUCGGAUUCAGCGAGGAGUUACAAAUCUCCAACACUAAAUAACUCGUCAGAGCCCUCUAGACAACCUCAUUCGGAUAUGUACGGCGUAAGAUCACCACAACCAUGGGAGGAAACCCCAUAUCAACCAAGACAGUUAUAUGGAGACCAAAUGGGUCCUUCACCUCCUGGAGUUCCACCACCUCCACCCCCUCCUGUGGGCCCGCCUCCACCCCCACCCCCUCCACCACCACCACCAGCUCCACCUUUCCCCUCGGCAGGAUAUGUUCCAACCAAAAGACCAGCUUACAAGUCAAGGGACGAACGCACCCCCGGGGACGGUAGUCCCGUGCCCCCCGGGAUGGGACAAGAGAGGGCUGUUCCCGAUGCAGUGCUUAAUCAGAUGAUGAAAAAGGACGGAAAUGCUAAACCAUUUGCCUACAUAACUGGGGGCAUUGAUCUGAAGGAGUUCAAAAACAAGAGAAACCGUCCUCCACCACCAGUGAUGCCGAAGUCUUACAGAGGACCUAGUCUGAACGAUAUAGAAACAGAUUAUACACAGCCUGAACCUAGAAGACAACAACCACCGCCACAGUCGACUCCCCAGCAGUAUCAGCCUCCAACCCCUCCUUCCCCAGCUCAGUACCAGUUUCAACCCAAACAGCCCCAAUUCCAGCCUUCCCCUUAUCAACAACAACAACCGCAGUACCAACAGCCACAAUAUCAACAACAAAACAACAACGAUUUCUCGCCCAUUAGGAUGCCGCCCUCCCCGCCAGUCAGGGGUAGCUCUGGUAACUCAGAAAAACCCCUGAAGGACAUUGAAAAGUCAGCGGUCUAUCAGAUGAUCCAAGAGAGCGAAAACGAAGGUAAGAUUGAAUCACCCACAACACCUAUAUCACCAGCGUUAUUUCAAUUAAUACAACAAACAGACAACGAACGCAGUUCCCCGGAAGUUCCGGAUUCGCCGGUUUCGCCGUCGUCAAUGUUCGUUCAAAGGCGGGCACAUGGAUUGUCAUUCCAGGUGUUGCAAUGGAUGACGGAGACCGAGGACCAGGAGGAGGCAACCGAGAGUAAGCAACAACCAAGGCGUAAUAGUGCUAUGAAGGACCCGACAUUGCGUCACAAUGCUGAAGACGAUGAAAUGAGAUUCAGCGGCCUGAGAAACAGGAAAAAGGAUAUCCCAUCUAAGGCAUUCAAAUGUUUAAAUAAGAUGACCAGCAACACCGAUGUUCCCGCUCCUCAGAAAGUAGCCAAUGAAGAAGACCAGGAAGAACCCGUUGGAAGGUACGACCAAACAUCGAUACGAUACACGGGAAAGCACAUUCCGUCCCCUUCAUUUCGUGUGCUUCAAAAUUGGGCCGAAAUUGACCCUCUACCCGUCCAAAAAGCGUCUCAACCCACAACCCAGUCUGACGAUGACUUAGACGAUUAUGACGAUGGCCUACCUGAUACCCUGAGCGGGGACGAGCUGGUCGACCGACGUUACAUGGGUGGACAUAUUCCAUCCCGUGCAUUUAAAGCUCUUCAGAUGUCGAUUGAAAAAGACAAAGAACACCCUCCUCCAGCAAUGGAGGAGCCGGAGCCUGAACAGCCACCAGUCCAGGGCACCCCAACAGGCUCCCCGGAAGCUCAUGAUUACCACACAGAGUCGGGCUGUACCGCCCCCACAGGAGGACACACCGAGCACAGACUUCUAGGCCAGCAGAUUGACCGAGAUCAGAGCAUUCGGGAGACAACGCUUACUUUGAUGAAUUUCACCUCCAGUGGUGUUAGAUAUAUUGAAAUUGGAUGUCAGUGAUAGCAAUGAAAAUCAAACAUAUAUAUAUAUAUAUAUAUAUAGAUGUUUACAUAUAUAUUGAUUUAUUUGUAAGCGAAGGGAUGAAAAAACACUAUUAUUGACUGCCAUUUCCUCUAAUGAACAUACUUUUUAAAUUUACAGGAUUAUUUUAUUUUUGUGCUUUUUACGUCACUUUGAAAUCGCCGAAUUAUGAUAACAGCUCGACAUAAAAGCACUUCUUUAAGUUAAGAUGGCUCUAGAAAGACUUGAGGCGUGCAAUACACAGGAAUAUUUGCAUUAUUGCCCAACACAUAUAUAGUUACAUGUUUGUACCAUCAGUAAUUACGGAUAUAUAUAUAUAUUAUAUAGUUACUAGUAUAUUUAUACAUAAUUCGUAGUCACUAAUAUGUAUAUUACGUGAUUACUAAUAUGUAAAGUAUUUUAUUACUGAUAAGGAAAAUGUAUAUUAACAUUACAUUUUAUAUAAUUAUUAGUAUGUAUAAUAACUACAUUUUUUAACGUGUAAAUGAUAUUUAUUAUUCGACGUGUAUUUACAAGAUAUGUUUACCGGCAAGUUCAUAUAAACAAUUUGUUAUCGUAUAUACGUCUUAGAAAAAGAAUAUAUGUAAUAAUUGUUAUAUAUGCUAUAUUGAAGUACAUACAGUGUACGUUAUUACUAGUAUGCACUACAGUGUCAUAGAGAAAAUGCCAAUGUAGUUUUAAUUAUCAGUAUGAUAUUUUAAGAAUGAAUUUAGAGAUAAUAUAUAGAUCUAUUGCAGAUAUAUUGUAUUAAAACUAUAGAAUACCCUAUAACUUUUAGAAUCUUGUCCGAUGAGUUUUUCUUACGCCUGUUUUAUGAAAUGUGUUCAUAAUUUCAUUGAUAAUGUGUAUUUUCCAUGCCUAUAUAUGUGUCGAAAAUGUUUUUUCCCAUGAACUUUGGAUAUAUUACGGUAAUUUGUCACGUGACCUACGUCUGAAUGACGUGUCACGUGCCGUCUAGAUGACCAGUCCCGUCUAUCCAGGCACUAGAAAAUGCGCGUGUUCGUUUUACUUACAAUGAUUUAGAAUGUAUAUAUACCGUUUUUAUUGAUUCACUUUCAUCUUUUCCAUUAUGUUUUUUUUUUAUUUCUGGAUCUGUGCAAUAUUUCAUAUAAUAAUUUAUUGCGUUGUUUUAAGUGUAAUUCAAUCAUAUUAUUACUUAUUAGUAAAUCAAGAUAAUACGAGUGUUCGGUUAGUACCACGUGUAAAUGUAUAUCCGGUUUAUCAGGCGAUAGUGAUGUAAUUUGUCUCUUAUAGAACACGUAAUAUUUGUGUUUAUGACACCAAAUGAUAUUCGUGUUGGUGGAAUAGGCGGUGUGUGAUAAUUUAUUAUAUUAUAUAUAAAACGUGUGGUUUUGACGUUAGCCCUGUUGAACAAGCAUGCUCUCGGUGUGACGGAUUUAGAGGUAUUCUUUGAAUAGGGAAGGAUACACCUAAAACGAAUCUCGUAAGAAAUGUGUGCCUUAAUGUACGAUAUGUCCUUAUUAAUCAAGCGAGGUAGGUUUUCAGAUGCUGUUAAUUUACUAUUAUCUUAGGAAUAAGAAAGUUGAGAUAUGAUGGGAUGUGCUGUUAUUUAAUACUUGUUAGUGUAUUGGUCCGUCACUUUGUCACCAUAAACCGUCCAGAUACUUCCGUUUCCGAGCAGUCUGUUAAUGUGUGAUAAAAGCUCAAAAACAAUUUCUGUUUUAUACAUGUAAUUAGGUUACAACUUUGAUAUCACGUGUUUAAACAUAUAGAGAUAAAUCCAGGAAUCAUUCGACGUAUAAAUCACGGUGUGUAAUACAUUUUAACCUAAAACAUAUGGCUAUUUGUGUGAUCUAAAACCAGUGACUUAACGUUAUGUACAGUUGUUUUUAUACACGAUAUCAUUUACUAUAUUUUUUUUACAUCCCCCCCCCUCCCCCAACAAAGAAGGUUUAAAAAAUCUCAAAUGCAACCGAUAUCCAAUCUAUAACUUUAUCGGUUUCAAUCAAUGAAUAACGUUGAAUGAGAUAAAUGUACAAUCAAUUCAUUGUUAAUUAUAUCCAAACAAUCUCAAUAAUGUCAUAAAGAGUAAGAUCGAUUGGUUCUAACAAUCAAUUACGUCUCUAAGAUAAAAACCCUCUGGUGUAGUCUUAACAAUCGAGAGAACGUCUAAAAGCGAUCAAGAACAUCUGUAGGACAACGUCGUCAGGACAACAGCCUGCCGACGUAGUCCAAACAAUCGAGAAUGUCGAUAGGACAACAGCCUGCCGACGUAGUCCAAACAAUCGAGAAUGUCGAUAGGACAACAGCCUGCCGACGUAGUCCAAACAAUCGAGAAUGUCGAUAGGACAACACCCGGCCGACGUAGUCCAAACAAUCGAGAAUGUCGACAGGACAACAGCCUGCCGACGUAGUCCAAACAAUCGAGAAUGUCUUGUAAGAUACAAACAUACUUUUCAUCGACCGUUACAUUUAAAGCUAUAGCGUUGUAUAUUUUUUAAAGAUAAGAAUACAUUAUAUUUGUUUUUUUACCAGUUUGUCCUAUGCAUGUAUUACUAGUGUAGGAUAACUUCUAGACAUUUCUGUAUCUACCUAGUGUUGACCAGGAUUGUUCUGUAUUGGAGGACACACUGCUGCAAGCUUUCUUUGUAAUAAAAUAUUUUAAAGAGUG
This is a messenger RNA of Ylistrum balloti, 6147 nucleotides long. Its product is annotated as cell surface glycoprotein 1-like. Gene Ontology annotation, cellular component: stress fiber; adherens junction; filamentous actin. Gene Ontology annotation, biological process: actin cytoskeleton organization; muscle structure development. The record is from RefSeq and is a predicted model, not a curated record. NCBI's taxonomy places the organism in Eukaryota, Metazoa, Mollusca, Bivalvia, Pectinida, Pectinidae. Gene Ontology annotation, molecular function: muscle alpha-actinin binding; actin binding.